ACUUACCUUCAUAUGUAUCGGGAAACGCACCUGGAUCAGCUACCGCUUCAGGCCCUAAAACGCAAAGCUCGUCUGGGGUAAUAUUCGGAAAUUAGAAAUACUAUCUGAGGAAGGUCGCUGAGCCAGCCUAGUGCAGCUCACAUUACCCUCACUCCAGCCUCAGCUCCACACGGCCACUCCAGCAGCUGCAGCGUGUCAGCGCACGUCAGCGCAGAGAGCGCCACAGGAAGUGUUGGGCGGGCGUUGCGUUCCGCCGGUGUGAGAGGUGUCCGAUGCCCCCUGUGUGAGCGGUGAGGGGGCAUUUUCACCCCGCCCUCACGACGCCGCAAUGGAGGACGAGGUCAGUGCGGAGCUGCUGCUGGACCUCAGUCACCUGACGGAGGAGGAGCAGGAAGCCAUCCUGCAGGUGCUGCUGCGGGACUCCGAGCUGCGCUGCCAGGAGGAGGGUCGCGUGAGGCAGCUGUGUAACACAGUCUCGGACCCGCAGCAGCUGAAGUCCCUCUCGGGCGAGUGGUUCAGUGAGGUUCGCGCCAAGCGGUACAAGAAGCAUGGCUCCGACAUCGUCCAGGCUUCUAUCCGUCGCAAGAAGAAGGUCAAAGAUGUGCCUUUGAGUGUGCUGGCUGGUGGUGGGGUGUUUGAUAGUGAGGGGGAGAUGGCUGUGUCCCCCUCCCUUCACAAUGGCACCCCACCCAAACCAGGGAAGCAGCAGCAGGAGGAGGAGGAAGAAGACAGGAGUGUUGUCGACCAUGUGACCCCAAUACCUGCCGCUGGAAGUGUGAUCGUCCCUGCUAAGGAGGUUCCAGAGAUCCACAAUGGUUCUGCAGGUUCUACAGGUGAACAAGGCACUGAGGUAGAGGGUCGCAGCGCAGCAGAGCUAAUCAAAAAGACUGACACACAUACCCACCACUCUCAAACACACACACACACACACUCUUACACACACACACACACUCACACUCAGAACUGUGCUUGCAGAGCCAGCUUCCGUCUCUGGAAACCAACCUUCUCCGUGGACUUUGUCUUAGAGAAAGACUCAGACUCUGUGUCCAGCACUGCCCCGACCGAGCCGGACCAUACCCGACUCAGAACCAGCGGAUCAACCUCUAGUCUGCACUCCAACCACGCGCUGAGUGGCAGUAUGAUGAGCUUGUUCAGUUCGGGGGAAUUCGGGAUCGUGGAGGUACGGGGCAGCCUGCAGUUCUCCCUGCACUAUGACACCAAGAAGGAGGAGCUUCUGGUGCAGGUGUGCCGCUGCCAGGACCUAGCCCACGCCCGCAAGAACCGCUCUGAUCCGUACGUGAAGACCUACCUGCUGCCGGACAAGUCGACUCACAGUAAAAAGAAGACUUCCGUGAAAAAGAAGACGGUGAACCCCGUUUUUGAUGAGACCCUGAAGUAUAAGAUAAAGAUGUUGGAGCUGAAAGGGAGGACCUUGAACCUGUCGGUGUGGCACCAUGACCCCCUGCGGCGGAACAUUUUCCUGGGAGAGGUGGAGGUGGGGUUGGCAGACUGGGACUGGGGCCAGACUGAGCCGUGCUGGCGCCCCUUGCUGCCAAGGGUCCAGAUGUCUCAGGACUCAAUUACUACCCGUGGGACCAUCAUGCUAUCUCUCAAAUUCAUUCCAGCUGGAUCUGAAGGCAGUGGCAUGCCACUGACUGGGGAACUACACAUCUGGCUAAGAGAGGCACAGGGACUCAUCCCCACCAAAGGGGGCACUGUGGACUCAUUUGUUAAAAGCUACGUGCUGCCGGAUGAAAGCCGGUCCAGCCGCCAAAAGACGCGCGUGGUCAAGCGCACCGUCAGCCCCACUUACAACCACACCAUGGUGUACGAUGGGUUCCAGACAGCGGACCUGAAUGAGGCGUGUGCUGAGAUCACUCUGUGGGAGAAAGACACCAUGUCAUCUCAGCUGCUGGGGGGUGUGAGGCUGAGCCCUGGCACAAGGCAGAGCUAUGGCCAGCCUGUGCUGUGGAUGGACUCCACUGAGGAAGAGGUCAAUGUCUGGACCACCAUGAUCCAGAACCCCAACACUUGGGUGGAUGCUGCGCUGCCCCUCCGAACCAACCUCGUGCCCCGCAAAGAGUGAUUCCCCCUCACCCAGAUCGACCACAAGUCGGGAAACAGUGGUUGAAGGGCAGUGAGAGGAGUGAGGGAGAGAGACUGAUCAUAGCAAACUUCUGAACUGAGAAAUCUAAUAUUUUGCAUUGGAAAAAAAGCAGCUCUAAUAAUCAAACCUGUUCUUUCUUUCCGCACACAGUACCAUCUCUGUAGCUAAGUGUGUGUGUGUGUGGAUUCUUCCUUUCCCAUGGAGGUGCACCUAUGGUGCUGAAAGUGGGGUCCAGGGGUGUGGAGUGUGUGGAUUUGGGGCAGAGAGACACCAGGGUAACACGGGUGGGGAACACUAGGCCUCAAAGCCAGCAACAGAUCGGGCUUCCAUUACACCUCGGAUAUCCAGCACGUGGCAACCAUCUCUCCUGUGAUUCUAGCUCUAAAUUAGUGACUCAUUAAAAGGUCCCGAUUAAGCCUGUCUAUAUUAGCAUUAGCCGUUGUAGAUAGGAUCGUAGAGCUAAAGAAGACUGCUUGAAGUAAUCAGGGUUUGAGUGGUGUAGGAGAGGGUGAGGCGUUUAUUGCACACUCACCGCAUGUCAGUCUGUUGUACAUUUCAUUAGGUGACUUUGUGAGAAAAUCUUGUUUAGAUAGCUGUUUGUCUAUGUCAGUGUAAACGUGCAUUUUUGCUCUGAAAUUAA
Messenger RNA from Megalops cyprinoides (Indo-Pacific tarpon), 2747 nucleotides. It is a transcript of the gene sytl1, whose product is annotated as synaptotagmin-like 1. The coding region runs from base 329 to 2086 and encodes 585 amino acids. Gene Ontology annotation, cellular component: plasma membrane; exocytic vesicle. The transcript has 15 exons. NCBI's taxonomy places the organism in Eukaryota, Metazoa, Chordata, Actinopteri, Elopiformes, Megalopidae. Gene Ontology annotation, biological process: exocytosis; intracellular protein transport. Gene Ontology annotation, molecular function: small GTPase binding; neurexin family protein binding. The record is from RefSeq and is a predicted model, not a curated record.